Messenger RNA from Fraxinus pennsylvanica, 1341 nucleotides. The record is from the annotation of a GenBank genome assembly. Lineage: Eukaryota; Viridiplantae; Streptophyta; Magnoliopsida; Lamiales; Oleaceae.
AUGGUUGAAAAGAAGUACAUUCGAGCAUUGUUGUUGUACUUUUUGGCAUGGUCUGCUACAGCUGCCCAUCAGCCUCAAACCACCAGCAAGAAACAGUCAAAAUCGGGGAAAGGAUUUGGGUCCUCUGUGUUUUUUCCUGUCACUGGCGAUGUUUAUCCAAAAGGGUAUUAUUAUGUAACGAUCAAUGUUGGCCAACCUCCGAAGUCUUACUUUCUAGACAUAGAUACUGGCAGUGACCUCACUUGGCUCCAGUGUGAUGCACCUUGCACUAAAUGCACACCGUCCCCACACGGUCUUUAUAAACCCAACAAAAACCUCAUCACGUGUGAGCAUCCCCUAUGUGUCUCACUUCACGGGCCUGGGAACCAUAAUUGUGAAACCCCCGAGCAAUGUGACUAUGAGGUGACUUAUGCUGAUCUAGGUUCAUCUCUGGGUGUGCUGGUCUUGGACUCGUUUCCUUUUAGGUUCUCCAAUGGUAGUGUAUUAGCUCCUCGUCUAGCAUUCGGAUGUGGAUACAAUCAAGAAGUUCCGAAUUCUAUUCAUCCACCUUACACAGAUGGAGUCCUUGGUCUUGGCAGUGGCAAAACAAGCAUUGUUACACAAUUGAGCGAGAUGGGCCUGACAAGAAAUGUUGUGGGUCACUGUUUAAGUGGGCAAGGUGGGGGGUUUCUUUUCUUUGGAGAUGAUUUUCUACCGCCUUCGGGGAUCAUUUGGGCACCAAUUUUGAGCCAAAUGAAACACUACUCUCUGGGGCUGGCCGACCUCCAGUUUGGUGGCCAAGCUACUAACAUUAAGGGCCUUCCAAUAGUUCUUGACAGCGGCAGUACCUACAGUUACUUCAGUUUUCAAGCUUACAGUGCCCUAGUUUCUAUGAUAAAUAAAGACAUAAAUGGGAAGUUAACUACUGCGGUGGAGGACAAAAGCCUCCCAGUCUGCUGGAAAAGUGCAAAGCCCUUCAAAUCCAUCCGUGAUGCCGCUAAUUACUUCAAGCCAUUGGUGUUGAGCUUCAGAAAUGGCAAAAAUGUCCAAUUUCAACUGCAGCCGCAAGCUUAUCUCAUUGUCACGGAACAUGGCAAUGUGUGCUUAGGUAUCUUGAACGGAAGUGAGGUCGGGCUAGGAAAUCUCAACAUUAUUGGAGACGUUUCUCUGCAAGAUAAAUUGGUGGUUUAUGACAACGAGAAACAUCUGAUAGGAUGGGCUCCAGCAAACUGCAACAGGCUUCCUAACAUGGAUCAUGAUUAUGUCGACGGGUAUUAUCGACCUUAUGCUGCUGACUUCUUUCGAGAAACUUGCUCUGCUAGUUUUGAUUCUGGGAGGAAGAGGAAGCAAGGCAGCAAGUAA